This is a messenger RNA of Biomphalaria glabrata, 4108 nucleotides long. Its product is annotated as sodium-coupled monocarboxylate transporter 1-like. Gene Ontology annotation, biological process: sodium ion transport; transmembrane transport. Gene Ontology annotation, cellular component: membrane. Lineage: Eukaryota; Metazoa; Mollusca; Gastropoda; Planorbidae. The transcript is spliced from 16 exons. Bases 564 to 2558 code for a protein of 664 amino acids. The record is from RefSeq and is a predicted model, not a curated record. Gene Ontology annotation, molecular function: symporter activity.
AACUACAAACUCUCUAAUCCUAAAUGCAAGGCUUUUAAAACAGAUAAAGGCUCGAAUAAUAGACCCUAGUAUCUAACACAGACAAAUGCUCAAUUAACAAACUCAAAGCCCUAACAAAAACAAUGAUUUUAAAAAACAAUUCCAAUACUCUUCUUAACACAGACCUCCCCUGGACACAUUUCUCCAACACAGACCUCCCCUGGACACAUUUCUCCAACACAGACCUCUCCUGGACACAUUUCUCCAACACAGACCUCCCCUGGACACAUUUCUCCAACACAGACCUCCCCUGGACACAUUUCUCCAACACAGACCUCCCCUGGACACAUUUCUCCAACACAAACAGAACGUGUGAAAAUAAUUUAAUGCACAACUUUUUUUUUUGUUAGCGUUGUUUCCUAGUUGGUCUUGUUUGCACCUAAUAGCAUUAACUUCCUGUUACAACAAAACAUGGCGAACUUAUUAAGGGUAAAGCAGGAAGUUUAGUAUUGUUGUGAGCAAGUAUGUUUAUCUUACUUCUGUAUCGUAAACUGCAAGAGCGAUUCCAGUGACGUCAUCCAAGAAUGUCCACCAACACGGGUCCUCGAAGUCCAAUCUACUAUGGAGGUUACAGCUUCAACACCGGCAAAGUCAGGCAGUUCCAGGUAGUGGAUUACACGAUGUUUGCCGCCGUCCUAAUCUUCUCUGGUGCCAUCGGGAUGUACCACGCCAUCAACGACCGCAAGAAGAAGACGCUGGAGCAGUUCUUCCUGGCCGGCAAGGACAUGAACCCUGUGCCCGUCGGCCUUUCCAUGCUGGCCAGCUUCAUGCCGGCCAUCACCUUCCUGGGCUUACCCGCAGAGAUUUACACCUACAACAUUAUGUCCGUUUGGAUAGGGUUGAGCUACUUCUUUGUCAUGGCAGUGGCUGCUCAUGUCUACAUGCCCAUCUUUUACCACCUCCAGGUGACUAGCUGUUUCCAGUACCUUGAGAAGCGGUUUAGUCGAGGUGUCAGGUCUGCUGCAUCGCUGUGUUUUGUGGUUCAUAUGGUUGUCUAUAUGUCUGUUGUCUUGUAUGCUCCUAGUCUCGCGUUAAAUGCAGUAACAGGAUUUACGUUAUGGGGAUCUGUUCUAUCAGUUGGGGCUGUUUCUACAGUCUACACAGCUCUCGGUGGCAUGAAAGCAGUUCUGUGGACAGAUACAUUCCAGGUCUUUGUCAUCUUGUCAAGUUUGAUUGUUUUGCUUAUGAAGGGACAGCAUGCUGUUGGCGGUGUCAUGGCAGCGUGGGGGUCUAUAGAGAGGACAGACAGAGCUGAAUAUUUAGAACUUGGCCUAUAUCCGUCUGUCAGGCACAGCGUGUGGUCACUGGUCAUAGGAGGUCUCUUCUCCUGGCUUCCUAUUUUCGGAGUGAACCAGGUGAUGGUUCAGAGGGCUGUCACCUGUCCGACAUUAUGUAAAGCAAAAAUAGCGAUGUGGGUGAACCUGCCGGGCAUGAGCCUCAUUCUUUACCUCUGCUGGUUGAUUGGUUUCUUCAUGUCGGCAUUCUACGAGAACUGUGAUCCGAUCUUAGCUGGAUUAGCCAAGUACCCUGGACAAAUCGUCCCACUGUUCGUAAUGGAUGUCCUCAGUGAUAUUGUGCUGCUCCCUGGUCUGUUUGUAGCAGGUCUUUUUAGUUGCUCACUCAGCACGAUGUCAUCAGGUCUAAACUCUGUGGCUGCCUGUCUGAUGGAAGAUCUGGUCAAGGCUUACUUUGUCAAGGAUAUCAGCGACUCCAAGGCCAGGUUUCUAUCCCAACUACUAGCUCUUCUUCUAGGAGCAGCGUGCCUAGCUAUGACAUUCGUCGUCGCUCAUCUUGGAGGAAUCCUGCAGGUUGUGAUUUCACUGCAUGGGCUUUUUGGAGGUCCUCAGCUUGGUUUGUUUUCUUUGGGAAUGUUUUUCCCUUGGAGUAACUCCUUGGGCGCCUACGCAAGCCUUUUAGGGAGUCUGGCUUUAAUGUUGUGGAUUGGCAUAGGCGCUGCCGUAGUCAAACCACCACAAAAAGAAGCGCUCUACUUCACAAACAAUUGCAAUGCAAGCGCCUUCGGUCACAAUUUGCUGAACAGGACUUUGUCUCCAGUGGACAGCAGUAUUCCCUUGUAUGACGUGUACACUUUAUCCUAUAUGUGGUAUGGUCUUACUGGAUUCCUAGCUGCAUUGGUGAUUGGUACAAUAGUGAGUCUAAUCACAGGUGUCCACAAGCCAAAAGAAGUCGAUCCUAAAUUAAUCUGUCCAUUUUUCGAUAUUGUUUACCCCUUCGCUCUGUUGCCAGAAUGUAUCAGAAAACCAUUGCGCUUUGGAGUGGAUCAUUCCAGUCAGAAAGGAGAAAUGUCCUCAUUGAUGGAGCUAGACCGAUCCAGACACUACAUCGAAGAAGAAGCAGGGACUCCCUCAAAUGAGUUUUUAAACCCCAGUCCACGUAGCUUAGGCACGGUGCCUUCUUUUAAUAUCAAAGACCUGUGGUCAUCUUCGCCGCCAAUGCAUGAAAUCUUGUUCAACUCAACCCCUCGAAACUCGGAACCAGCUGAAAGGACGUACUUCUGAAGUUGUUCACAAUGUCUGACAAGAUGGAAUAACUCUUCAGUCCAGAAGACAUUGUCAUCUUGUCAUUGUCAUCUUGUCAUUGUCAUCUUGUCAUUGUCAUCUUGUCAUUGUCAUCUUGUCAUUGUCAUCUUGUCAUUGUCAUCUUGUCAUUGUCAGUCCAUCUUUGUGACAUCCAGUUCAUACAAAGAGACAUAAACUAUAUUUGUAACGAUGUUUUGAGACGCAAAGAAACAGCAAAUCUGGGGUAUGGGUGCCGGGUCUCGGCGUUUUUAGCGCAGCUGUUUUGGUGCAGUGAUCAAUGUGAUGCGAGCAGUUUUGGCGCCGGACAUUUUGGCGCUAAAUGCUUUUAGACACAUUAUAUAUGUAUAUGUUCGUUUUAUUAUGCAUUUAUAAUAAUAAUAAUAAUAAUAAUAAUAAUAAUAAUAAUCUUUAUUAUCCGUAAGGAAAUUUGUCUUACAAUUUGUGCAUUACACCAAACAAAAAACAUUAUAACUAUAAGAAACCAAAGUGUACAUUCACACCAGACUCAUUCAUAAUGAUACAUUUUUAUAUUUUGUAUGUGUCUUUGUGUUUACAUGUGUUUGUGGGUGUAGAAAAAACAAUUAUUUUGUCCAUUAGAUUUUAGGUUUGUAUUUAAGUCUGUUGUGAAAUUACUUUUCGUAGAAACCUCUUUGUUAUUUUUCUUAUUUAUUAUUAAACUUCUAUAAGAGAGACAAACUCUAUGCUGGUAGGUUCUAUGUUUGUGUGGAUGUUUGAUAGACCUCUCCACUUUAUGCUGGUAGGUUCUAGAUCUAUGUUUGUGUGGAUGUUUGAUAGACCUCUCCACUCUAUGCUGGUAGGUUCUAUGUUUGUGUGGAUGUUUGAAAGACCUCUCCACUCUAUGCUGGUAGGUUCUAGAUCUAUGUUUGUGUGGAUGUUUGAUAGACCUCUCCACUCUAUGCUGGUAGGUUCUAUGUUUGUGUGGAUGUUUGAUAGACCUCUCCACUCUAUGCUGGUAGGUUCUAUGUUUGUGUGGCUGUUUGAUAGACCUCUCGACUCUAUGCUGGUAGGUUCUAGAUCUAUGUUUGUGUGGAUGUUUGAUAGACCUCUCGACUCUAUGCUGGUAGGUUCUAGAUCUAUGUUUGUGUGGAUGUUUGAUAGACCUCUCCACUCUAUGCUGGUAGGUUCUAUGUUUGUGUGGAUGUUUGAUAGACCUCUCGACUCUAUGCUCUAAACAAGAUAAGAACAUUCCAAUCAGACAAAAAUAAAUAGAUAAUGUGUUGUUUGUAUUAUAUUUGAACAUGUUACUGGUCAAUUUGGACUCAUGACGUAUUAUAUUUCAACUAAUUCUGAUCCUGAUGCAAUUCUUAUUAAUGUAUUUGUUUUGUUUUUUUUUUGUUGUUGUUUUAGACUCAGGUCGUAGAUGGCCGCAAACAACAUUUAAUGACUUUCAGACAUUUCAUCAUCUGACUGACUGUCUGUUUCUCUCUCUCUCUCUCUCUCUCUCUCUCUCUCUCUCUUAACCUUUAGAUGGCCGCAAACAAACUUUAAUGAGUAUUAGACAUAUCCUU